This is a messenger RNA of Pelobates fuscus (common spadefoot toad), 1145 nucleotides long. Its product is annotated as LIM/homeobox protein LMX-1.2-like. The record is from RefSeq and is a predicted model, not a curated record. Gene Ontology annotation, biological process: regulation of transcription by RNA polymerase II; neuron differentiation. Gene Ontology annotation, cellular component: nucleus. NCBI's taxonomy places the organism in Eukaryota, Metazoa, Chordata, Amphibia, Anura, Pelobatidae. Gene Ontology annotation, molecular function: RNA polymerase II transcription regulatory region sequence-specific DNA binding; DNA-binding transcription factor activity, RNA polymerase II-specific. The coding region runs from base 3 to 1130 and encodes 375 amino acids. The transcript is spliced from 8 exons.
AUAUGAAGACAGAAGAUACUCCUUCUUCUUGUCGAGAACAUUCUCCGUUCCUUGGGCUUGAUUCCAAAUUAAAUGAAGUAUGUGCUGGUUGUGGUAACACCAUCUCGGAUCGGUUCCUGCUGAGAGUAAAUGAGCGAUCAUGGCACGAAUGCUGUGUGAAAUGUGUGGCCUGUUUGCAAACCCUCUCUGGGAGCUGCUACUACAGGAACCGUCAACUGUACUGCAAAGAGGACUACGAGAAACUUUUUGCUACUAAGUGUAACAGUUGCCUAAAAACAGUGAUGCCCUCUGAGCUCAUAAUGCGUGUCCUCAACCAUGUGUACCAUGUGUCGUGCUUCUACUGCUGUGAGUGUGAGAGGAGGCUGGAGCGAGGAGAUGAGUUUGUCCUUAAAGAGGGACAGCUAUUGUGUCGAAGUGACUAUGAGAGAGAGAAAGAAAUGCUCAGCACAUUUAGCUUGACACCAGCUGGAUCAGUUAAAAGUGAAGAUGAAGAUGGAAGUCUUGUGCAUGGCAAAGAAAGUGAAGAUGGAAGAGACCUCAAGAGAUCAAAGAGACCAAGGACCAUUUUAACUACACAACAACGCAGAGCCUUCAAAGCAUCAUUUGAAGUGUCAUCCAAGCCUUGCAGAAAGGUGAGGGAGACUUUGGCAGCAGAGACUGGUCUGACUGUGCGAGUGGUUCAAGUUUGGUUCCAGAACCAAAGAGCCAAGAUGAAGAAGAUAGCUAGAAGGCAACAACAGCAGGACCAUGAACAACUAGGAACACAACGACUGGGCUCUGGCCGUGGAAACCGGGGCAACAGCAGACAGAGCAAUGAUGACAGUGAAGAUGGUGGUAGUGGCAUAGAAGGGAUGAUGGUCCCAUACUCAAGAAUAUCGCAGCAGCUCUUACCACUGGAUCAAAGUUCCUUUAACACAGACUUCUUCAGACAGGGCCUUACACCGCCUCAAAUGCCUGGUGACCACUUGCAUCCAUAUGAUGCCGAGACUGUUUUUCAUGACAUGGACAAUGAAAAUCUCAAUUAUCUUGGAGGGUCUCUCUUAACAUCAUCGGAGUCCAACAAUUUACAGGCCCGAGUGGGACCUAUUGACCGCCUCUAUUCCAUGCAAAGCUCUUACUUUGCCUCCUGACCUUUGUAAAUAAAA